Molecule: messenger RNA, 1869 nt
Organism: Aspergillus homomorphus CBS 101889
Lineage: Eukaryota; Fungi; Ascomycota; Eurotiomycetes; Eurotiales; Aspergillaceae
Exons: 3
Coding region: 1-1869 (622 amino acids)
Biological process (GO): nuclear-transcribed mRNA poly(A) tail shortening; regulation of DNA-templated transcription
Cellular component (GO): nucleus; CCR4-NOT core complex; P-body
Source: RefSeq, a predicted model, not a curated record
AUGACGUCCCGAAAAACGCAGCAGGAGAUCGAUAAGACCUUCAAGAAGGUCGCGGAGGGCAUCGUAACAUUCGAAGGCAUCUACGAGAAGAUCCGCUCCGCGACGAACCCUACCCAGCGGGAUAAGCUCGAAGAGAACCUGAAGCGCGAGAUCAAGAAGCUCCAACGAUAUCGAGAUCAGAUCAAAUCAUGGGCAUCUGGAAAUGAGGUGAAAGACAAAGGUCCGCUGCUUGAGCAGCGCAGAGCCAUCGAGACCUGUAUGGAGCAAUUCAAGGCUGUCGAGAAGGAAAUGAAGACGAAAGCAUACUCCAAGGAAGGCUUGUCGGCAGCGUCGAGAUUAGAUCCCAAGGAGAAGGAGAAGUUGGAAACCUGCGACUUCCUGUCGAACAUGGUCGACGAGCUACAGCAGAGAAUCGAGGCUAUGGAAGCAGAGGAGGAGACGUUACAUAUGCAGAUGAAGAAGGGGAAGAAGGACGUGGCCAAGACGAAUCGCUUAUCAGAUAUUUCGCGGAUAACGGAACGUCAUAAGUGGCACGUCAACAAACUGGAAUUGUUGUUACGGUCGCUGCAGAACGGCAACGUCGAGACGCAUCAAGUACUGGACCUGAAGGAGAGUAUCAAGUACUAUGUCGAGGAUGGGCAUAACUUGGACUACUCGGGCGAGGACGAGACCCUAUACGAUGAUCUGGACAUGGACAAUGAGGCGGAGAUGCAGUUCGGCAUCGCAGGCGACAACGACCGCGUAUCGUCGCAAGAUACCCAGUCGAUCCAAGAAGAGGAGCCCGAGACGGUCAAAUCGAAAACGAAGAGCGAUAGUACUGGGCCUCGACGACCAUCCGCGCAGAUGAAGUCCCCUCUUCCCGUGCUGGCCACCCUUCACCCCGCAACCUCGACAAGUGCCACCUCCGGAAUGAAGCCCGCUCCCCCUCCAACGCGCCUGCCUGGAGAAACACUCAAGUACGCCUCGGCGGCCGCGGCGGCCGCUGCCAGUGACAAGAACGGAGUGGGAAUUGCACCUCUACCGCCACCGCCAGGCGCGAGCCCCGCUUUCCCGCACGCCGUACCUGUAUCCAAGCCUUCCACCUCCACGACCGCAUCCCCCAGCGUCGCUCCUGCACAGCCCGUGUUGAAGUCGGCGUCGGGGGUCACGAUAGCAGGCGAGGAGCCGAGUAGCCGUCACAAGACCCCUGUUGAAAGUCCGCACGUGGCUAGCGCGAGCACUUCGCGAGGCAUGCCGCAGACCCCCGCCAUGGAUAAGGUUGAGGCCUCGACUAGCAGCAGCAGCAAAUCACGGCCCACAACCAACGGUGAUUCAAGCAAGGAGGACUCGCGCGAUGGCGAGGAAUCCAUCUAUCACCUCCCUCCGGGGCUGCAAGAUCUUAUUCAGUCCUUCGAAGUGACGAAGAGCCGUGCCGCGGCCAGUGCGACCAACCCGUCCCCGUCGGUGCAGCGUCUGUUGGCGGCCUCCCUUGCCAAUUGCCCUGAGCCCGCUGACGCGGAGAAACCCCGGCACUACAAGCCACAGAACCCGUACAACACUCCUCUCUACUACCCCCAGGAACCUCUCCCUAUCUUCGACGAUCCGCGUCUUUACGACACGGGUCGUAUCGACACGGACACUCUGUUCUAUCUCUUCUACUACCGCCAGGGCUCCUACCAGCAGUACCUGGCUGCCAAGGCAUUGAAGAACCAGAGCUGGCGGUUCCACAAGCAGUACCAGACAUGGUUCCAGCGCCAUGAGGAGCCCAAAACUAUUACCGAAGAGUUUGAACAGGGAACCUACCGCUUCUUCGAUUACGAGAGCACCUGGAUGAACCGUCGUAAAGCGGAUUUCAAGUUUGUCUACAAGUACCUUGAGGACGAACUAUAG